CUUUCCCAUGGCAAUCGAGGUAACUGUGGAGCGGACGGCGGGCAGCGCCGCAACGGUGCUCCCGGUCGACCGUCGGGAUGAUGACAAAGAAAGCGCGGCGGAGAGUGGGUCCGAACAACCCGUCACGAGAUCGCUCCCUACCAUUCCCUGCCUCAAGCAAGAAGCAGCGUCGCAGUACAAAGGCCGGUACUUGAUCUGGCCAGGAAUGUUCUUGUUGGGGGCGAUUGCCAUCGCUGGAGUCGUGCUCAUGGUGAUCUACAGCUGGAAUGCCCACCACGCAAUGAAUAGUCGCCGCUCCGAGUACAAUGCGCGCAUGGCGAAACGAUUUGCCAUUGGUGCAGAUAUCGACGACGGGUCCUUCGAUGGAAGUGGCGGUGAUGACGGCGAAUCCCCGCGCAAUCCCUCGACGUAUGGGAAUCGAGGAUGCGCGUUGCCAAACUAUGUGUCCACGAAAGGGCAGAUCUUUGCGUUGGGUCCGAAAGGCGAGAGCGUGCCGAUUGGCAUCAAGGGCAUCAACUGGUUUGGGAUGGAGACGGGGCUCGCGAUCCCGUUUGGGCUGUGGGCGAACGACGACAACGGCACGACCGUCUACGAAGUGGCGCGGUUCCUGGCCAAGAACCGAUUCAAUAGCGUGCGCUUGCCGCUGUGUGUUUCGCACCUCCUCACGAAUCGACGGCCCCAGCAGAACGUGAUCAACAUCGUCCAAAACAAAGCCAUCAACGCCACCACGUACAUGUCGACGCUGUCGUCGAUUGUGCAGACACUGGCAUUUCGCAAUAUCUCGGUGCUCCUCGACAUGCACUCGCUGACGUCGACGGACUCGGGCGGACUGCCAUGGACCAACGCCGCGGGUGAAAGCGCGUUCAUGGACGCGGUUGACGUGCUGACGACCCAACUGUGUAACGCCAAGCACUGGAACAUCGUUGGCCUCGACUUGAAGAACGAACCGCACUUGGCGACGUGGGGCGACGGCGGAGCGGCGGACUUUCGGCUCAUGGCGCAGCGGAUCGGCAACCGCAUGCUGACCAAGUGUCCGUCGUGGCUGGCGUUUGUGGAAGGCAUCAACACACCGCACACGAUCACAAUCGACGGCGAAACCUUUUCGUUCACGGACUGGUGGGGCGGCGGCCUCGAAGGAGCGAGCGCCAACCCGGUCGAGCUCGGCCUCGACAACAAGAUCGUGUACGCGCCACACUACUACAAUCCUGCCGUGUACCCGCAGCUGUACUACCUCAAGAGCGGCACGCGGGCCGGCGACACGAUCAUCGACUUCCAAGAAUUGGACGACGGAACGUUGGCGAAGCGCGUGCAAGUGACGAGUGAGUACAUGUUUGGCCACUUGCGCCAGUCCCAAGACGGUGCCAUUGUCUUGGGCGAGUUUGGCGGGUUGUACACGCAAGAUGCGCACCCGAUGCGAACGACCCAGCGCGCGACGGAGGCACUCAUCGAGAUCAUGAAGGAGCCUGGAUAUGCGGGAGGGUAUCUCUGGGCACUCAACCCCGAGUCCGCGUACCAAUUCAACCCGUCCAACAAACGUGUGACCGCCACGGAAGGACUGCUCGAUGUGACAUGGCUCAACGUGAAUGAGCCGUUCCUGAAAGCGAUGGCCGCGAUGGACUCGCUGCCGAACCUUCGAUCGUUUCCAUGCUUCCCGACUACGUAAGGAGGAUGCAAUCGAAGCCUACGUGUUGGUCCAUCG
Messenger RNA from Aphanomyces invadans, 1699 nucleotides. RefSeq lists its product as hypothetical. Lineage: Eukaryota; Oomycota; Saprolegniomycetes; Saprolegniales; Verrucalvaceae. Gene Ontology annotation, molecular function: hydrolase activity, hydrolyzing O-glycosyl compounds. The transcript has 4 exons. The record is from RefSeq and is a predicted model, not a curated record. The coding region runs from base 8 to 1663 and encodes 551 amino acids.